CCUAAAUGCCCCCGCUUGUUUUAUAAAUACCCGAACCCCGAUCCCUCGUUAAGCUUCCGCACUCUCUUAUCUGGUUUCCCCUGGGCGAUUCUGAUUCCAGCUAAGUUUUCAUUUUCUCCUCUCUUUUGCUUCUAUUUUCUGUCGUUAAUUUGUUGUUAGGUUUAGAAAUUUGUCAAAAAAAAUCCGAUCUUUUUGGGUGAAAGCCUGGUUGUUAGGUCAAAACUUCCUGAUUUAGGUUGAAACGAAUCUAAUUUUGGCGUGCUUUGCAUCCAUUUUAGCGGUGGAAAUCGAAUUCGAUUGAAACCCCACGUCAAGAAUCCGAGCUUUUAGGGUUCCUCCUAUAGAUCUCUGGAUUUGCAGACAAAUUGCUGCUUCAAGAUCCCAAAUUUAGGCUUUGUGAACUGAUCCCGUUUCCUUUAGCUACGACCCAUCUCCCAAGAUCUCAUUUUUUUUAGCUUUUAUCCUUGCAAAUUCCAGCUAAUUCUCAAAAGUUCUACAUCAAAUCCAAUUGUUGAGAUCAGGAAACCCUUUUCGCUGUUCAUGGUAGCCAUGGUUUAUAUCUAGAACCCAUCUUCAGCUCUCUAUGAACUUCGCUGAUUUCAUCCGUCGUCCGAUCCUUCAGUCCUUCUCAGUUCUCUUCCUCCACUAUUUCUAUGUCAUUUCAUGAAUUAGAUUACUAGGCGCAGUCAAAAUAUCCAUAUUCAAUCAAUAGAGUUCCAAGUUUUAGCCUUCAACCAAUCCCCCCCCCCAAAAAAAAAAAAUCACAACGUCCUCCGAAGAAGAAACAAAGCUCGUAAUGGAUCAGAGGAAGAGGAAGAGAAUGAUAUCGAACAGAGAAUCGGCGAGAAGGUCGAGAAUGAGGAAGCAACAACAGUUGAGCGAUCUCGUUAACCAAGUCUCGAAGCUGAAGGAUGGGAACAACCAAAUCUUGAUGCAGAUCAAUCUCAUAACCGAAAAGCUUCUUGCUCUCGACGGCGAGAACACUAUACUGAGGACGCAGGUUAUGGAGCUGACCGAUAGGCUGAGAGCAUCCAACUCCGUGCUCAGGUUCGUCGAGGAGUUCAGCGGGUUGGAGAUGGACAUACCGGAGAUACCCGACCCGUUACUGAAGCCAUGGCAGCUCCCUUGCCCUGCUCAGCCCAUCAUGGCAUCUGCAAACAUGUUUCAGUUCUGAAUUUGGUUAAGGUUCUAUGUUGCAUUUGUAUGUAUCCUCUUUCUUUGUGAUGUAAGACUCUUUUGGGUUGAAUCUAAUAAUCUCCCAUUUCAUAAUUUCAAUGGCUAGUUGGAAUGUCUGAUGUA
Molecule: messenger RNA, 1299 nt
Organism: Asparagus officinalis (garden asparagus)
Lineage: Eukaryota; Viridiplantae; Streptophyta; Magnoliopsida; Asparagales; Asparagaceae
Product: bZIP transcription factor 53-like
Exons: 1
Coding region: 797-1174 (125 amino acids)
Biological process (GO): positive regulation of DNA-templated transcription
Cellular component (GO): nucleus
Molecular function (GO): transcription cis-regulatory region binding; DNA-binding transcription factor activity
Source: RefSeq, a predicted model, not a curated record